AAAAAUCUUUUCUGUGUAUUUUGCUUUCUUCCCAAAUUCACCUCAGGUUCCUCUAUCUUUAUCUCUUUGUAAAUAUAAAAAAAAUUGAUUUUUUAGCUUAUUAGUGUAUAUUGUUCACAAAUCUAAGACUUUUCUAUUAGGAUAAUCUUAUUUGUGUGAAAUCUUUUGGGGUUUUCCUUUUUUUUGUGUAUAUUUUGAUUUGGGUUUGGGUGGGUUGCUCUUAUCUUUUCUUUUCCUUUAAGUAAUCUACUUAUUACGUGUUGAUUCUUGAAUUGGCGUGUUGUGGACGAAAUUUGGGUUGUAUUGUGUUAUUUGUUGGUGGGUAUUGAGUAAAGUUUGGAUCUUUAUUGUUAAAAGGGUUGCUUUAUUUGUUCCCUUUUGUCCCUUUAGUUCUGUGGUGAUUUGGGGGAGUUUGAAAGUUUGAAAGUUCAAUUGGGUUUGUGGGAUUUGUUGAGAUUGUGUUAAGUUGGGGUGAUUUGAGAGGUUUUGUGGUGGAAAGUUUGAUUCUUUGAAGUUAAAGAUUUGGUGUUGUUGGGGUGGAAGAUUAGUUAGUGAGGAUGGUUGAAUCAAUUGGUGCAAUAUCACUUUUAGGGAGGGUGCCAGUUUAUGGAGUUAAUUGUAGCAAAGAUGUGUCGAGUAAACGGAAGUCGAUUGAUGUAUGUCGAAUACCUUCUGCUGAUUUUCUUGGCAAAAAGCUUGUUUGUGGUUCUAAUUUACUGAGAUUAAGAGGUGAUUGUGUGAGGUUUUCGUUGAUUAGAGGUCAGGCGAUGGAAUUGACCAAAGAGGCAUUUUCGUUCAGAGAGGACGAGAGAAUAUCUAAAGAUUUCCGUUAUAGGAUUGAGACUGAUGUGGAUAAAAAGCCAGGGAAAUGGCCACCAACGAAUAAAGCUGAUAAUCCAGCUCUUCAUAAUCCAUUGCUUAGACAAGAGAGGAUGGGCUGUGGAUGGUUAGCAGCUAUAUUUGAAUGGGAAGGUGUGUUAACUGAAGACAAUCCAGAUCUUGAGAAGCAAGCGUGGUUAGCUCUGUCUCAGGAAGAAGGAAAAUCACCGCCUCCGGGUUUUAUUUUGAAGAGAAUUGAAGGAAUGAAGAAUGAGCAAGCGAUAUCAGAAGUUCUCUGCUGGUCAAGAGAUCCUGUUCAAGUGAAGAGAAUGGCUACUCGGAAGGAGGAUAUUUAUCAAGGUCUGCAGGGGGGAAUUUAUAGCUUCCGACCUGGAUCACAGGAGUUUGUCAGUACCCUGAUGCACUACAAGGUGCCAAUGGCUUUAGUGUCUACACGCCCAAGAAAGUAUGUCGAGAAUGCAAUUGGUACCAUUGGCUUUGAAGGGAUUUUUAGUGUAAUUGUAGCUGCAGAAGAUGUUCACAGAGGGAAGCCUGAUCCGGAGAUGUUUGUCUAUGCAUCACAGCUUCUACAAUUCAUACCAGAGAGGUGUAUUGUGUUCGGGAACUCAAAUCAAACUGUGGAGGCUGCACAUGAUGCUCAGAUGAAGUGUGUCGCUGUUGCCAGCAAACAUCCAGUGUAUGAGCUUGGUGCUGCUGACUUGGUCGUGAGGCACCUUGAUGAGCUCUCAAUCAUUGACCUAAAGAACCUUGCUGCUGUUGAGCUGACUGAAUUCGGAUCCCCUGAACCAGAAUUGGAGAUGGAAGAAGAGGAUGAUCCUUAUCCUCCAUCUGCAGUGGCCGUUGAUGAUGGUUUCUGGUAACAUCUCCCCAAUGUACAGUAGUCGCGCUUAAUAAUAUUCAAAUAGGAUAUAGAAAAAUGUAAAACUAAAAUGCAGGGCAAGAAGUGUAUCAGAAGGUGGUCUACAUUGGGCUGCCAUCAAUCUGACUUUGUAUGUGAUAUUUGUAUUAUAUAUAUGUAU
Molecule: messenger RNA, 1859 nt
Organism: Solanum stenotomum
Lineage: Eukaryota; Viridiplantae; Streptophyta; Magnoliopsida; Solanales; Solanaceae
Product: 5-amino-6-(5-phospho-D-ribitylamino)uracil phosphatase, chloroplastic
Exons: 1
Coding region: 558-1700 (380 amino acids)
Source: RefSeq, a predicted model, not a curated record